Molecule: messenger RNA, 1239 nt
Organism: Rubroshorea leprosula
Lineage: Eukaryota; Viridiplantae; Streptophyta; Magnoliopsida; Malvales; Dipterocarpaceae
Source: the annotation of a GenBank genome assembly
CCCUGCGGAAGCGCUGCCAUCCCGACAUCGCCGGACCUGCCGGCCACAACAUGGCCAUCAUUCUCAAUGAAGCUUACUCUGUUUUAUCCAAUCCCACCGCUCGUUCAUCUUAUGACAAGGAGCAAGCAAAGAUUGAAGAGCUGAGGGGAUAUACGGGAAAACCCUUGUACUCUAUUUGGUUGGGUUCUGAAAAUGAGCGAAGAGCAGUGUUUGUUGAUGAAGUGAAGUGUGUGGGUUGCUUGAAAUGUGCCUUGUUUGCGGAGAAGACAUUUGCCAUUGAAUCAACAUAUGGAAGAGCAAGGGUCGUGGCUCAGUGGGCUGACCCCGAACACAAAAUCCAAGAGGCUAUUGGAUCAUGUCCUGUUGAUUGCAUUUCGAUUGUAGAGAGAUCAGAGCUUGCUGCCCUUGAGUUCCUAAUGUCCAAGCAGCCACGUGGCAACGUAACAGUGGGUGCCGAAAACACUGUAGGGGCACGUGUCUCGAAUAUAUUUGAUGAUGUCAAGAAGUUUCAACAGAGAUUUGUUGAUGCCGUGGACAAAGCUGCUAUGAAAAAUUUCAAGGAGGAAAAUGGUUAUAGGGAAGAAAGGAUGUCUGCAAUCCAAGCAAUCAAAUCAUUUUCAAAAUGGUUAUAUUGGAAACCACCAAAUGUGGGAGGUUCCAUGUCAGAAUGUCAUCAAAACUUGACACGCAUUCCCCAAAAGUCAAAGGAACAAGAUAUUAACAAGCUCCGAGAUGCUGCUGCUGCUCGCAAACAAGCAAGAAAUAGCUUGAGAACAAUCAGCAACCGGAAUCAAUCAAACAGUUUGUAUCAUGACGAGUACUGGAUUCCCUCAAGACAAGCCCUUCCUGCCUCAAUUGAUGGUUUCAAUGAUACUUCUAAAGUUGCUUCAAAGCCUUUGCAUACCAUAAAACUGAAGGAAAAAGAUGACCAAGUUCACAAUGAACAUGGAAAAGAAAGGAGGAACAGCUUUGAGUGGGGACUUCUAGUGAUGACAGCAACAAUUGCUGGUAGUUAUGGUACGAUUACAAGUUGCAGGCAGAGUGGUUAGUGAAGUAGAAGAACAUAUAGGUGGUUCUUUGGCAUUAACAAUAGUUAAUAGCUCUUGGAUGCAGGUUCUACUAGCAGGGAUUACAUGGUAUUGCAUUGGAAUUGCAAUAGUAGAAUUAGUAGAAACUCUCUGGAAUAGGUGAGAGAAGUAUACAAAGAAAGGACACUGUUAAUGAAAACAACUUCAUUUG